This is a messenger RNA of Selaginella moellendorffii, 2403 nucleotides long. RefSeq lists its product as uncharacterized. Gene Ontology annotation, molecular function: oxidoreductase activity, acting on a sulfur group of donors, disulfide as acceptor. The coding region runs from base 37 to 2337 and encodes 766 amino acids. NCBI's taxonomy places the organism in Eukaryota, Viridiplantae, Streptophyta, Lycopodiopsida, Selaginellales, Selaginellaceae. The transcript is spliced from 4 exons. Gene Ontology annotation, biological process: protein repair; response to oxidative stress. The record is from RefSeq and is a predicted model, not a curated record.
UCUUAGCGUUUAGCCCUAACUUUCAAGCCCUAAGGCAUGGCGGCCCUCUUCCGUCCUGCUUGCGCUCAGUCGGCUUUGCAAUGUAGGGCCAUGUCUUCGGGACAGCAGCGCAGGGAAUGGAGGGCGGUUCAGUUGCGACCUCUGCGAAUGAAGGGCACCGAGAGAACAGGAAAUGAGCACAACUAUGCUAGCUGCGGAACACCCUUAUACAAGGCUACAGACGCCGGCUACGUUUACGAGGCUAUCAACAGAACGGUGGACGCUGACGGACGCAGGUGUGCAGCCUGUGGUGGGCAUCUCCGCCACAUCUUCGAAGGCGAAGGCUUUCCUGACAGUGAAAGCCUUAUGCCCGGAAACAAGUUCUUCCCAUCCAAUGCUUAUUGGUUUAAAAAUCGCCCACACCAGGAUGCCGUCAGGAUCGUGCUGCAGCAUGUGCUCGAGGAAGCGGAGUUAUCCAUGUUUACUGAGGAUGACCUCUCAAGGAUGGCAAGGGCUGGUUUUGUUACACUUCACGCGUUGAAGGUGGCGGCUGAAAAUCCUUCGUUCCUGGAACGCACUCUCCCAGGACGUUAUGCGCUUCAGGCUUUCAUUGUUCGUGCUUUCACAGCCGCAACAUCACGAGGUGGCGACCCCGGCCUAUCAUCAUACACCCAUCGUAGAGUAUUUGGUGUUGGGCACGCCGUGACUCCUGCAAAUCAUUACUUCGUGCAGCCUGACGUUGACAAGAUUGUAGCCGAUCUGGAAGUAGGGAGGUACUGUGUGCUGCUGGGUCCGAGGCAGAGCGGUAAAUCGACUGUAGCGUGGACCAUCAUGCGGCAGCUCAAGAGUGCAGGCGCUGUGUGGCCAGUUUAUUUGGGUGGACUAGCAGAUGCAAACAUCAACUGGACAACGUCAGACCUGUGGAGUACACUCAUUCGCUACCUGAAGCUGGCUUGUCCUCAGCACUUCCAGGACGCUGCCGGUUCAGAUGCUGUGGCUUUCAUGUCGCUGUUCAGCAAUGCAAGGUUGACGGCUCCAGUUUGCCUAGUUCUGGACGAAGCCGAUUCACUCCUCAACUUACCUUCGGAGUGCCUGGACGCAUUCUUCUCAACGGUUCGUGAGCUAAAGCAGAGCUUCAACCUUCGAUCGUUCCUCUUGAUCGGAGUUGAGACAGUGAAGGACCUGAUUGCGGCUGGGUACAGAAGAAGCUUGUUGGAGGGCUCCCUCCAGAAAGCAGCAGCGACAGGACAAGGGCCCCGAAGAUUAUCUCCGUUUCCGCACGAUUAUUCCCUGAGGGCAACGGGCUUCAAGCUGCACGACAUUGUCGACUUGCUGGAACAGGUGAACAUGGAUUACAACGGUGCGGUUCAAGAUGUGGAGCAGAUUGCAGCCUCAAUACUGGAGCUUACUUGCGGCCACAAGGGACUUGUUGGCAUGUGCUUGGCGUUCGUCCUACGUUUGGAGUUGUUCAGCUACGUCAAGUGGUUGGAACGCGUGGAUUCUUAUGAGCUUGGGACGUAUGUCUUUGGGCAGGCCACCUACAGCAGGAUUGUAGACAGCUUCAAGAUCCGUGCUCGUACUCCUGAUGGCUACAAGCUUUUACUUGGCUUUCUGGAGGAGGUGGAAAGGCGUUGUGACCUUCUCAAAUUCCGUGACUUGCUUGCAGAAGGUGUUUUGGCUGUGAAGCGGGUAGAUGAUGCAGCUGGUGAUUACUAUGUGGGGAUAUCUUCGCCAUUGUUGCUGACGGAGAUGCUGCGGGAGUGUGAAGUCAAGAGUGACAACGUGCAGGCACCACCCAGCCAGAGUAUGUUGGAUCGGAAGUGGUUGAUUGUUCAGGUUGUCCAGACAAUGGACAUGAAAGCGUUGCAAAGGUUGGAGAGCGAGAACGUGGAUGGACCAUCCGAGUAUGUUUACCAAUUUGCCUUUAUGUGUCGGCUCAAAGCAGUGUUGCGGCAAGCAUACCCACAACGUCACUUGGUCGUCCUUCCAGAGGUAAGGGAGAAACUUGGGGUGAAGAGACGGAGAUCUCAGAGGCACCUUAACAUGCUCGUGACAAAUGGUGGUGCAAAGUUUGGCUUUGAAUUUCAGGUGAAUGGUGACAAAAAGAGUUUGGCAGACCACCAUGAAAGGGCAAAGACUUACAACAAGCAGCACUCGGCUCAAGUUUUUCUGAUGAACUUCUCCAUAGACAAGCAAGCUAAGGAAUUGACGCCAGACAAUGGAGGAGUGAUGUUCGCUGGAAUUACUUUUGACACCAAGAGUGAGACUGUGACGGUACGUUUCAUAGACUCUAGAGGAUGCAAGCAGGUUUUCCAUGCAGCUGUCAGGAAUUGGGAUGGCAUAAUCUCGUUUGACUGAGGACGAGUGGGGUUUCUCAGUUUAUGAGCUGUGGUUUUUUAAUACAAUUGCCUAUUGUACUACAAA